AUGACCACCAACCCACUCCGAACCGCUGUCGCCGCGCGUGCCGACGAAGGUUUCCACUACGAUCUCAGCAACGCUAUAUACGGUCACUUCCCCAUCUCACCCCACCGUUCACGUGCCCCAUCUCCAUCCCCAUCCACAAAUCCAAAUAUAUCAAGAAAGCGCAAACCCAUCCAUCCAACAACAACCAUAUCGCUCAACCGCAACAACGCCCCGCCAACCUGGCUUCCCCAAUCAAAACAAAGCGCUACCAGUCACCUUGGACAAGGUAGAAGAGAACAAGGCAUGAGCAUCCACGCCAGUACAUGUCUAAAUCUCAACAUGGCGGCAAGCGGCGAGGCGUCGGAGUCUGAUUUGUGGAUCUUACCGGAGCUUGAUGAUUGGGAGGAGGGCGACGAGGACGAUGCAGACACGGAAACAGGGUCAAGCCAGGGAACAUUGUCGCCAUCCGCGUCGCAAUCAUCGACGGCACCUCAACCCCCAGCACAAGGACAAAACAAGUGGGCUGCAGUAUUUCAGCGCGCAGCCAACUCGAAUUUGGAACGGUUGCGCACGAGGUUGGAGGGUGAUGGCUGGGAUUUCGUGGGUGGCAGUUUUGCUGAUGAGACCAAGACUCUGCAGAAUGCAGCGUCGGCGGGUCAGGAUGAAGAGAGUUUAGAUGAUGAGUUUGAUGUCGUUGUUCUUUCGAGGGGUCAACGGAGAGGAUAG
Molecule: messenger RNA, 705 nt
Organism: Alternaria atra
Lineage: Eukaryota; Fungi; Ascomycota; Dothideomycetes; Pleosporales; Pleosporaceae
Exons: 1
Coding region: 1-705 (234 amino acids)
Source: RefSeq, a predicted model, not a curated record